CCGACGUCCCGCCUGGCUGAGCUCGGUGAGCUGCUCACGAGUGGCGACUGUCCGCCGGCUGGCGGUCCGGGCUCCGGGAGCGCGGACGCCGGGCGCGCCUGCCAUGGCUCCCUGGGUGGGGACCGAGCUCUCGGCGCUGAACCCGCUGCGUGCCGUGUGGUUCACACUGGCCGCCGCCUUCCUGCUGACUCUGCUGCUCCCUGGGGGCGGAAUCCCCGGAGUGUCCGGCCACACAGAGGAAGCUGAGCCGCACGCAUCCUCGAGGGCACAGGAACAUGCACUUGUGGACGCAUGUAGCCUUAACUUCGGGGGAAAUGACAGCGCUUCCAGAUUUAGGCCUGGUCACCAGGCGUCUGGACGGAGGGCGAGACCCUGGUCUCCAACUGGUGCCACCUCCUUGGCCGCACUGACCCUCCUAAUCCGCACCUCGUCAGAACGUGUUUUCCUUCGCAGGUAUUUUUCUCACUUCUACAUCAUCUCAGUGCUGUGGAAUGGCUUCCUGCUUUGGAGCCUCACUCAGUCUCUGUUCCUGGGAGCGCCUUUUCCGAACUGGCUUCAUGGUUUGCUCAGAAUUCUUGGGGCUGCGCAGUUCCGAGGGGGUGAGCUGGCGCUAUCAGCGUUCUUAGUGCUGGCCUUUCUGUGGCUGCACAGCCUACGACGUCUCUUCGAGUGCGUCUACGUCAGCGUCUUCUCCAAUGCUGUGAUUCACAUCGUGCAGUACUGUUUUGGACUGGUCUACUACGUCCUCGUCGGCCUGACUGUGCUGAGCCAAGUGCCAAUGGACGGCAGGAACGCCUAUGUGAUAGGGAAAAAUCUCCUGAUGCAAGCUCGGUGGUUCCAUAUCCUCGGAAUGAUAAUGUUCAUCUGGUCAUCUGUCCAUCAGUAUAAGUGCCACGUCAUUCUCGGCAAUCUCAGGAAAAAUAAAGCAGGAGUGGUCAUCCACUGCAACCACCGAAUCCCUUUUGGAGACUGGUUUGAAUAUGUUUCUUCCCCCAACUAUUUAGCAGAGCUCAUGAUCUACAUUUCCAUGGCUGUCACCUUUGGAUUCCACAACUUAACUUGGUGGCUCGUGGUAACAUACGUCUUCUUCAGCCAGGCCCUGUCUGCUUUCCUCAGCCACAAAUUCUACAAAAGCAAAUUUGUCUCCUACCCAAAGCAUAGGAAAGCUUUCCUGCCAUUUCUGUUCUAAGAUAACCUCAGUCAUGAAGAAGGUAAAUCAGGUGACAGGUUCAAUUCCUAAAGACAAGUCUAGAGACCAAAGUACAGUUUCUGUGGAACUGUUUAAAACUCUCUGUUCCAUUUCUGUACCCAAAAGUCUUCACUGAAUGAGCAAAGCAAUACCUCUCAAGACAUUGAGUCUUCAAAGAAGAAAUACUUCUGGCAGACCCCAAAGUGCUGUGUCUGCUUUCUGAGAUGUGUUAUAACACCAACCAAGUGCUAAAAAGUAGAUGAGACUUCUCCAAGCUGCUUCAGAAACAAACUAACCAAGACAUACAGACAGCUUCAGACGUACACAUAAACACACACACACACACACACACACACACACACAAAGGAAGAGAGAAGGUUAACUGUGAACUAUAGAGCAAGAAGUGUAGUGGGUGCUCAGUAAGUGCUUGUUGCAUUUCAGUCAAAGCAGAAUAGCCUUUAAAAAUAACAACAAUGUGUAAUUGCACACAAGUGGAUUCAGGGAAAAAUGAGUUUGUUGGAGUUGGUUUAUACUUUUACUUAUUGCCACAAAGGCUUCCAGUUAUGUAACCAUCAGUAAUCAUCUCCCCCUCAAAUCAUAGCCUAACAAAAAGUUUGAAACCUCUUUUAUUUAAUACUUUUUUGACAGCUUUUUCAAGCAAGUACCUUAAAAUAUUUUUAUAUUUAUGUCUAAAAA
Vicugna pacos (alpaca) is the source of this 1885-nucleotide messenger RNA. NCBI's taxonomy places the organism in Eukaryota, Metazoa, Chordata, Mammalia, Artiodactyla, Camelidae. The record is from RefSeq and is a predicted model, not a curated record.